GACAAACAGCUGUUAAAACAUCUGUUUAAAAAUUCUCUUUCGUAUCUUCAGAAAUUGUGAAAUUAAACAAAAAUAAAAAAUAAAUAUUUAGCAUGUUGCGUCAAUCGAAAUCAUUCUCUGUCGUUAAGGCUCAACAGCUACAAAAUUUUUAUAAAACAGCUCUGUAUUCAACCUCGGCAACACCACCACCAACUUCUUCGCAACAGUCAAAGCAAAAUAUACGCCCUUCACCUCUAACUGAUGAGAUUAUACGAGUCGAUCAUGCUGGCGAAUUGGGGGCCGAUCGCAUUUAUGCCGGUCAAAUGGCAAUUUUGGGCAACUCACCUAUGGGCAAAACUAUUGGUCAUAUGUGGGAACAGGAAAAGGAACAUCGUCGCCAAUUUGAGGGCUUAAUACGCAAACAUCGUGUCAGACCUACGGUUAUGACCCCACUUUGGAAUGUGGCUGGUUUUGCUUUGGGUGCAGGUACAGCUUUAAUGGGAGAAAAAGCUGCAAUGGCCUGUACCGUUGCUGUGGAGACUGUGAUCGUGGAGCAUUAUAACGAGCAAUUGCGUCAAAUUAUGGACUCUCCCAAUCCGGAUAAGGAACUACUCAAAACCAUCACCAAAUUCCGAGACGAAGAACAAGAACAUCACGAUACUGGCAUUGAUUGUGGCGCUGAGCAGGCCCCCUUCUACAAAGCCAUGACCGAAGUUAUCAAACUGGGCUGUAAAACAGCCAUUGCGAUAUCGAAAAAGAUUUAAAUUUUCCUAUAUUUAACAUAAAUCAUUCAAUCUUAAGCUUUUAUAUAAAAAACUUCUUUUGCUGUACAUAA
Messenger RNA from Calliphora vicina (urban bluebottle blowfly), 814 nucleotides. It is a transcript of the gene Coq7, whose product is annotated as ubiquinone biosynthesis protein COQ7, mitochondrial. Gene Ontology annotation, biological process: determination of adult lifespan; ubiquinone biosynthetic process; regulation of reactive oxygen species metabolic process. Gene Ontology annotation, molecular function: 3-demethoxyubiquinol 3-hydroxylase activity. The coding region runs from base 93 to 743 and encodes 216 amino acids. NCBI's taxonomy places the organism in Eukaryota, Metazoa, Arthropoda, Insecta, Diptera, Calliphoridae. Gene Ontology annotation, cellular component: mitochondrial inner membrane; nucleus. The transcript is spliced from 4 exons. The record is from RefSeq and is a predicted model, not a curated record.